Molecule: messenger RNA, 2457 nt
Organism: Chanos chanos (milkfish)
Lineage: Eukaryota; Metazoa; Chordata; Actinopteri; Gonorynchiformes; Chanidae
Product: protocadherin beta-16-like
Exons: 1
Coding region: 1-2457 (818 amino acids)
Biological process (GO): homophilic cell-cell adhesion
Cellular component (GO): plasma membrane
Molecular function (GO): calcium ion binding
Source: RefSeq, a predicted model, not a curated record
AUGGAGAUGAAAGGAUUACCACUCGAUUAUUCUUCCUUUUGUCUUACAGUGUUUCUUUCACUCUUGUGUUUCACUCAUGGCGAUUUAAGCUAUUCGAUUCCCGAGGAGAUGAAACGCGGAUCAGUGGUUGGAAACAUUGCCAAAGAUUUCAAUCUCGAUUCUAAGACACUCGCCACUAGAAAAGCCCGACUGGAUACAGAUGGUGUCAGCAAACGUUUUAUUGACAUAGAUAUGGCAACUGGAUCCCUUAUUGUCACAGAGACAGCGGAUCGGGAGGAGCUUUGCGGUUCGCGGAUGUCUUGUAUUUUGAACUAUGAACUUAUCCUCGAGAAACCUUUAGAACUGCAUGCCAUUGUCGUGCAAAUUCUAGAUAUCAAUGACCAUGCGCCACAGUUUUCUCGAGAGCAAAUAAAUAUUGAAAUUCAAGAAUCGGUCGAAAAAGGAACACAGUUUCUAGUGGGUGAGGCACACGACGCCGAUAUUGGACAAAAUGGAGUUGAAAGAUAUUCCCUCGACAAGAAUGAUCAUUUCGCUUUACUUGUUCGUCCGAAUCCAGACGGAGGCAAGUAUGUAGAGCUGGUGUUAAAUAAUAAACUGGACCGUGAACAGCAACAGGAACACACCCUGUUACUUACUGCCAUUGACGGUGGGACUCCUCAGAGAACAGGCACUGUAACUAUUCAUAUAUCUGUCCUAGAUGCCAAUGAUAAUGUACCAGUAUUUAGUCAGCCAGUCUAUAUAGUAAAUAUGUCUGAAAAUGCACCUCUAGGUACUGUAGUGGUCACAGUCAGUGCCACAGAUGCUGACGAGGGCCCAAAUGGCGAGGUGACCUAUGAAUUCAAUAGAUUAUCCGACAAAGCUGCGAGACUCUUUUCAUUAAAUAAAAUGACGGGGGAAAUAAAGGUCGACGACUUGAUAGACUUCGAAGAAGAAUCUUACUAUGAAAUGCGCAUUCAGGCCACAGAUGGAUUAGGAUCAGCUUCUAAUGCAAAGGUGGUCGUACAAAUCAUGGAUUUGAAUGAUAACGCCCCUGACAUUAUUGUGAAAUCACUUACCAAUCCCAUCCCCGAAAACACAGUUCCAGGCACAGAAGUAGGCAUCAUAAAUGUGCAAGACAAAGAUUCAGGCGUAAAUCGUCAGGCCAUCUGCUCCAUUCAGCAAAGUGUUCCUUUCAAGUUAAAUCCCUCAAUUAAAAAUUAUUAUUCUAUUGUAACUACACAUGAACUUGAUCGAGAACUUGUAUCUGACUUUAAUAUAACUAUCACAGCGACGGAUGAAGGCACUCCACCGUUAUCUUCCUCCAAAUCAAUUCAAUUAAAAAUAUCAGAUGUUAAUGACAACCCACCUACUUUUAAAGAACAAUCUUACAGCGCUUAUGUUGCGGAGAAUAACAAACCAGGUUCUUCAAUGUGCGCUGUUAGUGCGAGAGACCCGGACUGGAGACAGAACGGCACAGUGGUAUACUCUUUAGUGCCUACUGACGUUUAUGGUCAUCCGGUGACGUCUUUGAUCUCAAUCAAUGGAGACACAGGAGUGAUUCAUUCUGUGAGGUCGUUUGACUACGAGAAGUUUAAAAGUUUUCGGUUUCAUGUCUUAGCCAGAGACAAUGGUUCCCCUCCGCUUAGCAGUAACGUGACUGUCAGUGUCUUUUUAACCGAUGAGAAUGACAACUCUCCUCAGAUAUUGUAUCCUUCCGGAGAACGAAAUUCUGUAAUGACUGAAAUGGUCCCGAAAGGCCUGCUUUCCGGCUCUCUGGUCUCCAAGGUGAUUGCUGUAGAUGCUGACUCUGGACAGAAUGCCUGGCUCUCCUAUGAAAUUGUCAGAUCGACUGAUCCAGGGCUUUUCACCAUUGGGCAUCAUAGUGGAGAGAUAAGAGCACAACGAGACAUUUCUGAAUCUGAUGGCAUGAAGCAAAAUCUUCUUGUCGCAGUUAAAGACAAUGGACAGCCAUCCCUCUCAACCACAUGUACGGUAUAUCUACUCAUAUCCGAUAACUUGGCGGAAGUUCAAAACCUUGAAGAUAUGGCGUACGAACAGAACAGUUCUAAACUGACGUUGUAUUUGAUCAUUUCAUUAGUCUGUGUUUCUACCUUCUUCGUGAUAUUCAUGAUUCUCAUCAUAACUAUGAGACUUUGCAGUAGGACAAAGCCUAGACUGUCUUAUGAUGGAGCGAUAGCUGUUCCAAGUGCUUAUUUACCUCCAUGUUACGGUGAAAUCGAGGGAGUUGGAACUCUCCGGAGUUCUUACAAUUGUGAUGCGUACUUAACUACAGGAUCGCGCACAAGUGACUUUAAGUUCCUAAGAUCCUACAAUGAAAGCACUCUGUCAGCUGAACAUACGCUGGCUAAAAGCCCAAAUGAUUCGGUCGAGAGUAGGAAACCUGACAUGGGGACUGAAGGUGAUUUUAAUGAGGUAAGCAGCAAAUACCAAAGGUGCAUUCAUGUGAAGCAAAUCUGA